AAUAAUAAAUUAGAUUAUAAAAAACUUAGACCUUUUAAAAUUAUUAAAAAAGUCUUAUUAAUUAAUUAUAAAUUAAGAUUACUAAAUAUAAUACGAUACUAUCCUAUUUUUUAUAUUUUACUACUUGAGCUUAUACUAAGAGGUUUAUAUAUAAAAAAUUAUAUUAUCGUUAAACUAAAUUAA
Messenger RNA from Colletotrichum costaricense, 183 nucleotides. RefSeq lists its product as uncharacterized. The annotation marks the transcript as partial. The transcript has a single exon. The record is from RefSeq and is a predicted model, not a curated record. Lineage: Eukaryota; Fungi; Ascomycota; Sordariomycetes; Glomerellales; Glomerellaceae.